Hypanus sabinus (Atlantic stingray) is the source of this 2048-nucleotide messenger RNA. Its product is annotated as thymus-specific serine protease. Gene Ontology annotation, cellular component: endosome; lysosome. The transcript is spliced from 12 exons. Gene Ontology annotation, molecular function: dipeptidyl-peptidase activity; serine-type exopeptidase activity. NCBI's taxonomy places the organism in Eukaryota, Metazoa, Chordata, Chondrichthyes, Myliobatiformes, Dasyatidae. The coding region runs from base 28 to 1605 and encodes 525 amino acids. The record is from RefSeq and is a predicted model, not a curated record. Gene Ontology annotation, biological process: proteolysis.
CUUGGGCGCAGCCCGGCCUCGCGUCACAUGAUCGGGCUGCCGGGUUUCAGGUACCGAUCUGUCGGUCUGGGGGCGAGGAUGGCGUCGCUCUCGCUGCUGUUUGUGUUUCUGUCCGGGCUCGGCUUGGAGCUGGCACUCGGAGGGAGGAACAUGUGGCUGAUGAAGCAGAAGGUUCUGGAGUCCCGGGAGCAGAGAGCCCAGAAGUACCUGCUGGAGAGGUGGAAGUCCUUCGUAGCCGUGGGCAGCGGUGACCGUCUGGUGCCCAGCGAGGAGUUCUUCCAGCAGCCGCUAGAUCACUUCAACAGGCGGAAUAAUGCCACUUACAAGCAGAGAUACUGGGUGAACACUGAGCUGUGGGAGCCAAAAGAGGGUCCGGUGUUCCUGUAUAUCGGUGGCGAGGGGGCCCUGACAGUCUUCUCUGUAUUAGCAGGCGAGCACGUGGAGCUGGCGCGCAAGUACCGGGCGCUGCUGGUCUCGGCGGAGCACCGAUUCUACGGAGCCAGCAUCAACCCGGACGGACUGGCCGAGCAGAACCUCCAGUUCCUGAGCAGUCAGCAGGCGCUGGCUGACCUGGCCACCCUCCAUGCCUUCAUUUCGCAGAGGUACAAUCUGACAAGACGCAACACUUGGAUCUGCUUUGGGGGCUCCUAUCCGGGCUCGCUCUCCGCGUGGUUCCGACUGAAGUUCCCUCACCUGGUUUAUGCUGCUAUUGCCUCGUCUGCUCCUGUCCGGGCCCAGCUGGACUUCACCUCCUACAACAAGGUGGUGUCUCAGAGUCUGUCUAACCCGGUGGUCGGAGGCUCUCUGAAGUGCCGGCACGCUGUGGCUCAGGCCUUCUCCCAGCUGGACCGCGCCCUGACGCAGGGCGAGGCGGCGAGGCUGCAGUCUGACUUCCAGUCCUGCCAGAGGCUGGACGGCACCGGCGACUUCUACGAGCUGGCCAGCAACCUGGCCGACAUCGUCAUGGGGAUGGUCCAGUACAACCGGGAGCAGUCGGGCUUCGACAUCGGCGGCCUGUGUCAUGUGAUGACCCACGAGGCGCUGGGCUCGCCCUACCACAGGCUGGUGGCGCUUAACCAGGUCUACCUGAAGCUGAUGGCUCAGAACUGCACGGACAACUCUCACCAGAAGGCUCUGGAGCUUCUGCGCAGCACCGUGGUGAAGCCCUUUGGCGGUGGGGAGAGGCAGUGGUACUACCAGACCUGCUCCGAGUUCGGCUACUACCAAACCUGCGAGGACAAAAGCUGCCCCCUCUCCCGCUGGCUGACGCUGCCGUCUCAGGUGGACAUCUGUGCCCAGGUGUUUGGCAUCGCUGCCAGCAGUGUGCAGGGCGCAGUCUCCUUCACCAACGAGUACUACGGAGCUGACAAGCCCAAGUCCAGCCGUAUUGUAUUUGUCAACGGUGACAUCGACCCCUGGCACGCUUUGAGCGUUCUGAAGAACCAGUCUCACUCGGAGCUGGCGGUCCUCAUCAACGGCACUGCUCACUGCGCCAACAUGCACCCCCCCAAACAGGACGACCCUCUCUCCCUGCAGCAGGCCCGAAAGAGAAUCGAUGAUCAAAUCGGAGUGUGGUUGGCCAGUAGUCGCUCGAAUCCGUGGUAACCGGGACCCAGGAUGCUUUUCACGAGGAGGGAGGUCAUCCUAUCCUCCACGUCAGACUGUUCGGGAGUCUAACUUCAGAAAUCAUAGGAUCCUGUUCUACAGAUCUAAGCUACCUGGUGCCCCUGCACUCCGUCCAUACCUCAUCCAACACACCCAGCAGCUGACCAUUCAAGGACUUUUUCGUGAGUUUUGCCCCAAAGUGCUUUGUUUGGGCUGUGUCCAGUGGAACGACCACCACUGCCCCCUACUGGUGACUGUCUCCAGGUGCAGGCACCAACCCGGAUCACCGUUAUCCAGUUACAACACACCAAAACGUUUUUUAAAAAGACUAUUUUUUACAAACUGCAUCACAGCUUCAAAGGCUGUAAAAAAUUUUUAAAUGAAGAUGUGAUUAAAACUGAAUUGUUUGUAAUUAUUUAAAUAAAGCAUUUCCUUGGUAACCA